UAACGCAUACACGGUAAGCAUACACACAGGAACAAUCGAGCAAAAAAGACCCCUCUAAUCAGAUAUCUUUAACUGCUCGGGAUUUAUUUUCCAAAACACUGUACCGGUUUAAACAUGGCAAGCGUCAAGAGCCCGGUCAGAAUUGACAAUUUUUUGCAGUUUUCGGCGAAAACUUUGAAAGGAGAAAAAAUUGACUUCAAGCAGUAUGAGGGGAAGGUGAUUUUGGUGGUGAAUGUGGCUUCCCUCUGAGACACCACCAAGAGGGACUACCCGAUGAUGAACGAGCUGGUCGACAAAUUCGCCGGCAAGCUUGUGGUUCUCGGGUUUCCCUCCAACCAAUUUGGUCACCAGGAAAAUGGAAAUGGAGUAGAGAUUCUGAAUACUCUGAAGUACGUGCGCCCUGGCAAUGGAUUCGAACCCAAGUUUCCGGUCUUCGAAAAGCUAGAAGUGAACGGAGAAAACGCCCACCCCAUCUUCAAAUUCCUGAGGGAGCGUCUGCCCCUCCCGAGUGACGACUCCACCUCAUUCAUGACCAGCGCCAGUAAAAUUCUCUGGGCCCCCGUGAGCAGGAACGAUAUAGCGUGGAACUUCGAGAAGUUUCUUAUCACACCUGACGGCAAACCGCACCGGCGCUACAGCAGACAUUACAUCAUGACGAAUAUUCAGAGUGAAAUCAAGAAACUUAUAGAGGAGUUUAAGGUUAAAUAAUAGUCCUUAAUUGUCCUUAUUGAAAACAUUACAUUAUCUCCUAUUCAUUAUUAUUUUUAAGUUAAACAAGAAAUUGUAAAUGUGUAAAGGUGAACUGUAUCCAUGAGUAUUCUUCUAUAAAGCUCCUGCCACAGAGAAGGGAGAAUAUGAUGUACAACGACAACUCCCCUCUAUUCAUUUACGUUUUCUUGUUGCUGGAAUUCAUGUAAACAUUAAAAGUUCAAAACAUAAUGAAA
Messenger RNA from Magallana angulata, 944 nucleotides. RefSeq names its product glutathione peroxidase 2-like. The transcript has 2 exons. The record is from RefSeq and is a predicted model, not a curated record. Gene Ontology annotation, biological process: response to oxidative stress. NCBI's taxonomy places the organism in Eukaryota, Metazoa, Mollusca, Bivalvia, Ostreida, Ostreidae. Gene Ontology annotation, molecular function: glutathione peroxidase activity.